CGAGAGAAGGCAAUAAAGUAAGGUACCAGCCGCAAGCAGUAGUACCAGAUACCAAGAACCUUCAUCAGAACCAUGCUCAACCACUACUGAAUCUGCAGAUUUCUACACGUAUGCAACAGGAUGAGCUGUAUGUUAUCUGAAACGAUCAUAUCCAUCAACAAAAUCAAGCGUUCUGUCGGCGACAGGAACAAUAACCCACAUUCAGAUGCAGAGAUAUGUCCCCUUAGAUUAGAUAAAACGAGAAAAGGAAGUAUUAGCAUAGUUGCAUGGGAGGAGGGGCGCUGCAUGCUCCCCUCGUCUAUAAAACCACAUCCUCCUUACAACUUCUGCACCACAGCAAGCUACAACCAGUAACAGCACCAGUCCACCACCACCAGAGAGCAAACUCUCCUAUUUGAACACAUUUCCUCAUAACAUCGAGUUAAAUGAGGAGCCAAGGCCAACAAGGAGGAAGGGUGACCAGAGCUCUCAAAGAGCACAGAGCCAGGCUCUACAUCAUCCGCCGGUGCAUCGUCAUGCUCCUUUGCUGGCAUGACUGAACACCAAGCUGCAUUUUCCUCCAUGGGAUCCCUCUAGGGUCCAUGCAUGGAGAGGUUGCACUUGGCUAGGAAGCUAUGAGUUAGUUAGGAGUAGAAACUAGGAAGGAGCUCUCAUGCUCAUGGCACAUUGCACUCAACAAAGCUUGGUAGACUAGACAUUCUAACAGUUGUUUCGUUAUGGUUAUUUUUUUUCUCCACCUUUUUCCCUUUUGCUGUCUCUUAGGCAGUGGGGUAUGUGGUUGUUCUAUCCAUUUGGACAUGUUGUGCGGUGUACCCAUGAUCUGAUUAGAAAUGAUUCAGCAAUAGAAGCAAAGUUGAUCUUGAACUCAUGUAACACUUUUUUAUA
This is a messenger RNA of Lolium perenne, 885 nucleotides long. RefSeq names its product small polypeptide DEVIL 4-like. Gene Ontology annotation, biological process: negative regulation of cell population proliferation. The record is from RefSeq and is a predicted model, not a curated record. Lineage: Eukaryota; Viridiplantae; Streptophyta; Magnoliopsida; Poales; Poaceae.